This is a messenger RNA of Maylandia zebra (zebra mbuna), 2456 nucleotides long. It is a transcript of the gene cnga4, whose product is annotated as cyclic nucleotide gated channel subunit alpha 4. Gene Ontology annotation, molecular function: protein-containing complex binding; intracellularly cAMP-activated cation channel activity; intracellularly cGMP-activated cation channel activity. NCBI's taxonomy places the organism in Eukaryota, Metazoa, Chordata, Actinopteri, Cichliformes, Cichlidae. Gene Ontology annotation, biological process: monoatomic cation transmembrane transport. Gene Ontology annotation, cellular component: intracellular cyclic nucleotide activated cation channel complex; plasma membrane. The record is from RefSeq and is a predicted model, not a curated record.
UCUUCAUCAUGAGCAGUACUUGCCUAAAAAAUACGUUCAUUUAAGACCGAUGUUUGGAAAAUGGAUAUAACAGGUGAUGUUAGUAUCAGAGGGAACCGUUGGCAGAGGCUGUUUAGGCGGCAACAGGGGCAGAAAGCCAGUGGGGAAGGACACGAUGGUGUCAAGGAUAAGGGAAACCAUAACACUUUCCUGGGCAGAAUUUUGAAAUUUAACUGGAACGAGUUCAUUGUUGAUCCAGCUGAGCAGUUUUAUUAUGUCUGGAUUCAGGUCAUGACACUACCCAUCGUUUACAACUGGGUAAUCAUCAUUUUGAGGACUUGUUUCACUAUGAUAGCACUGAGCUACCUCCCUGUGUGGCUUACUCUGGACUAUGUGUCAGACCUCAUGUAUAUGAUUGAUAUGAUCAUCACUCUUCACACUGGUUACUUGGAUCAGGGCAUCCUGGUCAAAGACCUGAUUCAGUUGAGGAAGCGCUACCUGCGCUCUAAACAUUUCCUCUGGGACCUGGCUUCCAUUCUUCCUUUCGACUUCCUGUAUUUUGCAUUCGGCAUCCAAACUCCUCUGGUCAGAAUCAACCGCCUUUUGCGUAUCCCACGACUCAACGAGGCCUUGGACCGCAUGGAGACAAGAACCUCCUACCCCAACACCUUCCGCAUUGCCAAGCUCAUGAUCUACAUCUUUGUGCUUAUCCACUGGAAUACCUGUCUGUACUUUGCGCUGUCCAGCAGCCUCGGCUUUGGAAGUGAUCCUUGGGUUUACCCUAAUAUCACCAACACAGAGUUUGGCUCCAUGCGACGUCAGUACUUUUACUGUUUCUGGUUUUCCGCUCAGAUUUUAACCACAGUGGGAGACGUCCCCCAGCCAGAAAGGGAAGAGGAGUUCUUGUUUAUGAUCGCAGACUUGCUCAUUGCUGUGUUGGUGUUUGCGUCAAUUGUUGGCAAUAUCGGCAAUGUCAUCACAAGCCUAAGAGAUCGCGAUAAUGUCUUCUUCCCUAACCAUGAGCUGGUAAAGGCAUACCUGCGUAGUCAUCACAUCAGCAAGGAGCUUCGAGAGCGUAUCAACAACUGGUACCAGCAUCUUUACAUCAACAAGAAGAUCAUGCGAGAAAAUGAAAUCCUGCAGCAGCUGCCUCUGCAUAUGAGGACAGAGAUCACGGUCAGCGUUCAUCUUCGCACACUCUCCAAAGUCACCAUCUUCCAGAACUGCGACAGAAGUCUGCUGGAGGAGCUGGUUCUCAAACUAACUCCUCAGGUGUUCAGUCCAGGAGAGUACGUCUGCAGGAAAGGAGAUGUGGGCCAUGAAAUGUACAUCAUCAAAGAAGGAAAAUUGGCAGUUGUGGCAGAUGAUGGGGUUACAGAAUUUGCUGUGCUGAGUGAUGGGAAUUUCUUUGGGGAAAUUAGUAUCCUUAACAUCAAAGGUAACAAGUCAGGCAACCGCAGGACUGCCAACAUCCGAAGCAAUGGGUACUCUGAUCUCUUCAGCUUGUCCAAAGAAGACCUGACAGAUGUAUUAUCGGAGUUCCCUGCAGCCAAACGUCACCUGGAGGAGAAAGGCCGACAGAUCCUCACUAAAAUGGGCAUGUUGGAGGAGAGUGGGGAGAAAGAGGAAGGGGAGGGAGAGAAAGUGGAAACCAAGAUACAAAGACUAGAGAGCAACUUGGAGGUUCUGCAAACUAAAUUAGCUCGACUAAUGAUGGAAUUGGAAUCGAGCAAUCGCAAAAUGCAGGCCAGGGUGGCGCAGCUGGAGCUGGAAGUUUCAGAACUGGAGACUCAGCUGUCAGAAGAUGAUGGAGAGAGAGACAGAACAUUGGGAAGAGGGCAAGGUGUGGGUAGGGAGGCUGAAUGGGAGCGAGAGGAGGCAGAGGGAGAGGAGGAGGAAGAAGAAGGCUCAUAUAUGAAGGGGGAAAAACAGGGACUUGGAGAUGAUAGUAAUGAUGUCACCAAAGAGGGAGAUGGUGAGAGCACUAAAAGUACAAAGGAAGAUGCUGAAAAGGUGGUAGAGGGAGAUAAAUGUAGGCCAAAAAACCCAGAUAAUCAAGGAGAUAAAAGUGAAGAUGAUGGAGAGAAGAUCCAAGGAGAUGACAGACCUGGGAAAGGAGAUGGAGCUGAGAUUGAACCUGAAAAUGGGAAAGAAGCGAAAAGUGGAAAGAGAGAAUCUGAGGAAGGGAAAAGGAGGAAAAGGAUAAGGGAAAGAAAGCUGAAAGGUAGAAGAAAUGAACGAAAAACUAAGAAAAAAUGAAAAGAAAUGUGAACUGUGUUUUUCCCAUAUGCGUUUUCAGGAAACGCUGCAGUGGAUAUUUGUUCCCCUAGAUGGCAGCAUUGCAUUCCUCCCUUCUAAGUCAUCGUCAAGAAAAUCAAUGUAUUAACCCCUCCCCUCUCCCUUUAGUAUAUUUAUACAGUUUUCAAUAAAAUAGUCUUAUUAGUUUGGUUUCUUUGUUUGUUUCUUUUUAAUUCAUU